GAUGGUGUAGUCCUGGGAGCAGAUACGAGGGCGACUGAAGGAAUGGUUGUUGCUGACAAGAACUGUUCAAAAAUACACUUCAUUUCCCCUAAUAUCUAUUGUUGUGGUGCUGGAACAGCUGCAGAUACUGAUAUGACAACUCAGCUGAUUUCUUCCAAUCUGGAGCUCCAUUCACUGUCUACUGGGCGACUUCCGAGAGUUGUCACAGCUAAUCGGAUGCUAAAGCAAAUGCUUUUCAGGUAUCAGGGCUACAUUGGAGCUGCCCUGGUUUUAGGAGGAGUCGAUGUGACGGGACCUCACCUCUACAGCAUAUAUCCCCACGGAUCAACAGACAAAUUGCCUUACGUUACCAUGGGUUCUGGAUCAUUAGCAGCUAUGGCAGUAUUUGAAGACAAAUACAAACUGGACAUGGAGGAGGAGGAGGCCAAGCAGCUCGUCAGAGAUGCCAUCGCGGCCGGCAUCUACAACGACCUGGGCUCAGGCAGCAACAUCGACAUCUGCGUGAUCAGCAAGAGCAAGCUGGAUUUCCUCCGUCCGUACGAUGUGGCCAACAGAAAGGGGGACAGGUACGGCAGGUACAAGUGCGAGAAAGGAACCACUGCUGUUCUCACGGAAAACGUCGCACUCCUGGAAAUUGAGGUGCUGGAUGAAACCGUACAAACCAUGGACACGUCCUGAGCCGUC
Messenger RNA from Mesitornis unicolor (brown roatelo), 684 nucleotides. RefSeq names its product proteasome (prosome, macropain) subunit, beta type, 7 (gene PSMB7). Gene Ontology annotation, cellular component: proteasome core complex. Lineage: Eukaryota; Metazoa; Chordata; Aves; Mesitornithiformes; Mesitornithidae. The record is from RefSeq and is a predicted model, not a curated record. The transcript has 6 exons. The annotation marks the transcript as partial.